This is a messenger RNA of Phytophthora infestans T30-4, 312 nucleotides long. RefSeq lists its product as uncharacterized. NCBI's taxonomy places the organism in Eukaryota, Oomycota, Peronosporomycetes, Peronosporales, Peronosporaceae. The record is from RefSeq and is a predicted model, not a curated record. The transcript is spliced from 2 exons. The coding region runs from base 1 to 312 and encodes 103 amino acids.
AUGGGAACGUCUCAGAUCGGCGGUACUCAUUGGUUAGCAGUAUCAAACAAGCAUAAGGCGUACUUCGAUCCUCUCGGCUUACCUAGGCCACGUGUGAUACCAAAGUAUUAUUCUUAUCUAGACAUGGAUCUCACAAAUUUGGACUAUAAAGUAAUCGGUGAUUACGAUACUAACGACGGGUUCUUUGUAAAAGUGUUUGGCCAGGGAGAAGCUUUUUGGUGUCGUUUUAUAUCAUCCGAUCCGCAUCGAAAUGCAUUUAUUCUGAGGGUCUAUCAGUUGCUCUGCCGGGAGCACCCAUUCAAAUACGGAUAG